Patiria miniata (bat star) is the source of this 2129-nucleotide messenger RNA. RefSeq names its product amyloid-beta A4 precursor protein-binding family A member 1-like. Gene Ontology annotation, biological process: chemical synaptic transmission. The coding region runs from base 840 to 2099 and encodes 419 amino acids. The record is from RefSeq and is a predicted model, not a curated record. The transcript has 10 exons. Gene Ontology annotation, cellular component: cytoplasm; dendritic spine; plasma membrane. Gene Ontology annotation, molecular function: protein binding. Lineage: Eukaryota; Metazoa; Echinodermata; Asteroidea; Valvatida; Asterinidae.
UCUUCGCACUUCACUACAUGCCUCCAGCAAACUGGUACCCUUAAUAGCUCUUUAUAAAGACAACAGGAGAGGACACUGUCAGAUGUAGAAAUGUGCCCGGGCACCGGCUGAUAAAUAUUGUGUACACAUUCUCUACCCUCAACCUUUAUGGUUGUGAGUCUGCAAUUGGGUCUCAUUACGCAAACACGGUCACAUUGUGCAGGACGCACAGGCCUGCCAGAGUGAAACAGGAAGACCCAGUAAUAAACCAUUAAGCAUGUAUGAGACGAACUUGGCCGGCGACACAGCAUGCAUGCACAUAAUAAUAGUGUGGCUGUUAUCGGUGCAGUGAUACACACAUACACACACACACAGCUUGCCGGGAGACACGUGCUUGCAGUCACCAGGGGUUUCUUAUUCACUAAACGCGAACCAACGAGCGAAGGGGAUUUCACUUGAGUUUUUCUCCAGAAACCGGGCCAAAGGGAUGAUUCACAAUUUCCUGUUCCUGUUCUACAUGCGUAGUUCCCCUCCGUUGCUCUCAGCAUGGCCGUAUCUUCAGAGCACUUUGUUUCUUUCUUGUUUUCCUCUCUGAUUGAAACGCGAGUCUGAUUGGACACCACUUGAGAUCCAAAUUGGCCCACAGCAUGCACACUGUAACUCCCACACUGCUGUCUACACGCGUACAGCCCCAUUGGAUGGUAAUGGAGUGUCAAUCACUAUUCUAAACUGAUCUCUGGAUUGCGUGGAUGUACCGAGCGUAGAGGUCUCCUCCGUGGGUGAACCACUGCAGUCCAGUACCCCUUGCAAGGCCCUGCCAGUCAGGGCAGGGGUGCUGGCAGCACAUCAUUGUCCUCAGCAUGGCUGUCGUUGCGUCCAAGGCCCUGAGGACAGAGGACAAUUUUUUGCUACGCUACCGCUGCAGGAAACGACCCGGAGGCUCUCGUGGGCCUCAUGAUGAAACAGCUCUCAGCAAAGGGAUCAUCUACCCAGCUGCAUAUCUGGGGUCAACGCAGCUGGUCACUACCAAGCAGCCCACCAAGAAAGUACGCAUGCAACAGGCGCAGGAGGCUGUCAACAGAAUCAAGACACGUAUUCGGAGAAGAUGGAAUAAGGCCCCAGAAGGCGAGGAGCAGCCCAGCACAGAGGUGGACCUGUCUAUCUCCAAUGAGAAGAUCAAAGUUCUCAAUGCGGACACACAGGAGACGAUGAUGGACCAUCCCUUGAAGACCAUUUCCUACAUAGCGGACAUUGGUAACAUCGUGGUCAUCAUGGCCAGACGGCGAGUGACCAGGACUCUGGACGAAGCCAUGGAAGACAGUGGUAUGAUGGUGGACUCCGAGGGCAGGCGACAACCUCGCAAAAUCAUCUGCCAUGUCUUUGAAACAGAAGAUGCUCAGCUGAUAGCUCAGACCAUCGGCCAGGCCUUUGCCAUGGCCUACCUGGAGUUCCUGAAAGCCAACGGCAUAGAAGACCCCCAUGUCAAUGAGCUAGACUACCAUGAUGUGCUGAACUCCCAGGAGAUCUACGGUGAUGACCUCAUGCUCUUCUCUAACAAGGAGUGCGAGAAGGAGGUCCUGAUUGAGAAGGAGCGAGGUGAGAUCAUGGGCGUGGUCAUCGUGGAAUCUGGGUGGGGCUCCCUCAUCCCCACCGUUGUCAUAGCCAAUAUGUCCCAGUUUGGGGCGGCGGCACGCUCCGGCAAACUCAACAUCGGCGACCAGGUCAUGUCCAUCAACGGCAUCAGCCUGGUGGGCCUUCCACUGGCACAGUGCCAACAGAUGAUUAAGUCCUUGAAGAGCCAGAGUCUGGCCAAGUUCAACAUCGUCUCCUGUCCACCGGUAACCCAGGUCCUCAUCAAGAGACCUGAUACGAAGUACCAGCUGGGAUUCAGCGUACAGAACGGCAUCAUCUGCAGUUUAAUGCGAGGUGGUAUCGCCGAGAGGGGUGGGGUCCGGGUAGGGCACCGAAUCAUCGAGAUCAAUGGGGCCAGCGUUGUAGCUACGGCACAUGAGAAAAUUGUCGAGAUGUUGUCCACGUCGGUUGGGGAGAUUCGUAUGAAGACAAUGCCGCUCUCGAUGUACAAGCUACUAACGGGACAGGAGCAGCCAGUCUAUAUCUGAGAGAAAGGAACUCUCAUAAUCGAAUGGAAA